AUGCGUCAAGUUCUGCGCCGUGCUGGUGACUGGUCAGACAGGAUCUCUACUGUACUCGCUCAUGUCCCUAGGAUGGGCGACUACAACUACAGUCGAGUCUUCCUUCACGACUAUCAGGAUUAUACCUUUUUACUCUUAUCUUCGUUGUCGUCAGCCCUCGCCUUGAACCCAACAGCUACCCUUGUCCCGAGCGUAUUGGCAUUAGCGCUCCUGCGAACCUAUGCAGUAGUCCUUUUCCCAAGCAACCACGCGAAGUCGAAGAUCGCAGCAUUCCUCUUGGCCAUCUCCGUCGGCAGCGCAAUCCCGCAUUUCACAGCCUCGCAACAAGCGCUUUCCACAAGCGCGCUUUCUUUUAUUCUUCUGGCUUCCGUCUCGUCAUUGACUUCUGCUCUUGUGGUGGGAUCAUUGUUCGUAGAUUGGCAGGUCAGCAGAAAGUAUCCAGGAACAGCGCUCGCCAUCUUCUUUUUCCCGGCGCUGUGGGCAACCUUGUGGAGGACCAUCACAUACACCAGCCCCGUUGGAAACAUCUUAUCCUGGAGCCGCCCACGCAUCCUCGAAGGAUACCAAUGGCUGAUCCCGUUGGUCGGGCCAGCUAGUCAGGAUUGGAUCACCGCUGCUUGGGCGGUGGUGCUCUCCUUAGCUUUCCAAUCCUGGUACAUGGGGCCACCGCCCACCGAUGAUGAUGAACUCCUGGAGCCAGUCACGCUCGCCGAACGCCGCACGCACACUUCUCCUUCUUUCCUGGGCGCUAGCCUUCUAGCACUCCUUGUCCCAUCCUUCUUCGUCAACCAGCUACCCCUCCCCGUCGCAGAUGUCGAUCAUGCCACUCCAUUUGGUGUGGGAUGCAUCCUUCCCACAUUCGAUAGGUAUAAACGCCACGUCCCGACACUGACUGACUACAUCAACGAAAGUAAGAAACUGCAAAACAGCGCAAGAUUGCUCCUAUGGCCGGAGGGAGCAGUUUCCUUCGCCUCUGAUGAAGAGCGCAAUAAAGCCUUCGAGUAUGUGAGAGGGAAUAUCACUGGCUCAUACGUCGGUGUUUCCUUCAACCAAGUAGCAGCGGAUCCCAAUGACCCCUCUGGACGCAAAGGUUACGAGCGUACAGGUAUCGCGGUUGUCGGCAAGGACUCUGAAGAGCCCUAUCUCCUUUACUACAAACGUCACCUCGUUCCUAUCGCUGAAUCCUACCGUCUUGUCCCCUCGACUGAGCCGCCAACAUUGGCUAACAUCACCAUCCCGACACCCAAGGGCAUCCCUCCAUCGAGAUGGGACCCCAGUCCCUCUCAUGCUCGUCCCUUGAGCAUCACUGCAUCAGUCUGCCUCGAUUUUGCCUUCCCCAAUAAUUUCGACACUCUGUCAUCGCGCCCAGGCCUGAUUCUUGCACCUGCAAAGACCUGGGAAAGAUCGGUGGGGAUUUCGAUGUGGUUGCAGGCCAAACAGAGGGCAGCAGAGUUGAACAGUAUGGUCCUUUGGUGUGAUGGAGGAGAUGAUGGUGUAAGUGGUAUCGGAGGGGGAGGAUUUGACGACCCCCAGCAGGUCGGACCUGGGUCAUGGGUCAAGACAAUUGGCAUCCAGUACCCAUUUAACGACAAACGAACAGUCUAUGCUCUUCUGGAGGACUCGUCGGUGUUGUUUUACUGGCUGUUGGCUGGAAGUUCAUUGGUAACUUCGGGUAUUCCUGACCCUUUUGAACCCCCACGCCUUUACCUCGCGGCCUUUGACACGAGUCUGAACAAAAAGCCCGCAGUCAGGACGACAGGAUUUCUCCUUGCAAGUCCAUCGAGAUUGGGCUUGUCUGUCUACAACGUCGUCACCGAAUCCUCUGAUCCAGUCGAGAUUUGCAAAAGGCCUCCUCGUCGCUUCAUAUCUUCCAAAGAGUUGGACGCUGUCCAGAAGGAUACGAUUGACGACUUUCAUAUCAUAACCAACGACGAUCUUCAUACACCUCGUAUUCCUGCGGAACCACUUGAACAGCCCAAAGCGUCGCCUUUGAAUUUGAAGACAAGCGAAGACUUUCUUUCAGCAAGGCCGAUUUCUCUGGGUCCAAUCUCUGCCCAUACCGAACUAUCGUCAGCGCCGUCCGAGCUUGCAGAUAUUGCGGCCAACUUCCCACCGCCACCAACGCACAUCCCCUCUCCCAGAACUGCACAACAUCCUUCGACGCAGCCAUUUGCGCCAGCAAUUGAAGCUACCCAGUCGCAAGCACCAACAAGCCGCUCGAUAGAUCGCUUUACAGCCAAUCUCAAGCGGAUACUCAAGCGAUCUCUUCGAAUUCCGUCUCUCAAAAGAUCGGCACCCAAUCCAGAUCCACUUACAGCAGCUCCGCCAAUCCCGACAGCGUCCAACACCGAGGCAUCCUUGUCACACCCACCUCAGCCGGCACUAGCGACCAGACGACUCGACGACGACGUCCCUGAGCCCCUAUUCCAAGUCUCCGCUGUCCCAUCGCUCACCUACGACUUCGUCGACCCAGCCACGCUCACAGCAACCCCGGCAGUCCACGCCACCUCGGAUCUUCUCCCAAGCUCUUCAAGCGCGACGUUCUUGCCCCAAUCGCCUUCCUGUUCCUUCUCGGAUCUCUCUCGCCCACUCCACCACAUCACCGCCCCUCUCGCCUCUCAACGUACACGAGGACGACGACAUUGGGACCUCGAGGUCAGAUAUAACCCGGGUGAACCCUAUUCCACUCUCUGCGCGAACGAAUUCCCUCCAGUCAAAGGUUUCUUUCGCCACUGCCAACACCGAGUUUUCCUCCACCAACGAUCGCACCGCCGGGUUGCAGUAGGCACACCAAUCACCAUGGACUACACGGGAAAGAGAAACGACGUGAUUGACUAUGGAGGAGAGUAUGACUACUCAAACCAGAAUUGGUUUCAAGACGCCCCUCCUCGACCAGAGCCUCCUCCACCAGCCCCUUCUGCACCUCCUUAUGUACCCUCUCAAUCUGUUAUCGAACAAAACGAGGCCUUCCUCUUCGCACUUGAAAACGCUCCGAAUAUUCUCUACGCCCGCUUCAAGCAAUACGGUCAGCUCGGCGUUCUAGGCUGGUGCUCAGAAUUCGGUGAAUUGAUCGACCACCUCAAAGACCUCGGCUUUGCUGGGAACAUGUUCGUAUCGACACGAACUCAAGCGCUCAAAGCUUGUGAAGACAUCCUCAAGCUAAACCUAGACAUCAAGAUGCAAAUCAUCGUUAUGUACCUUUCGUAUCAAGUUGCACGAUUACGCCGGUUCUUGGAUGGCGAUCGUGUAUGGACAGACUAUCCCGAGCCCCAGUUUCCUUUGAACCCUACCGCCGGUUGAACACGAUUUUUUGAACUUCUAUAUGCUUUGCCUUGUACUACCCUUUGUACGUUCCGGAACGUUGUUACAUCUUGUAUAACGCGUCAUGUUUUUGUGCUUUCGCUGCCUAGUACCAGUUUCACGUUGCCUACGACCCUCACUCGAGCCAUACACACUGUAACAUUAGUUAACAAUGCGCAUCACAGUUGCCAUAACCAAAGAU
Molecule: messenger RNA, 3502 nt
Organism: Coprinopsis cinerea okayama7#130
Lineage: Eukaryota; Fungi; Basidiomycota; Agaricomycetes; Agaricales; Psathyrellaceae
Exons: 8
Coding region: 1-3300 (1099 amino acids)
Source: RefSeq, a predicted model, not a curated record